GGAAAACAUAAAGAUGGGAGUGGUUCUCAUAAGAGAGCGGUGAAUUUCCUCUUCCAUCGCAUUCAGUCCAGCUACCUCCGCUUCCACUCGCAUAUUCAUUAUGCAUCGUAACACCAUACUGAGCAUCGUGACGGUUGCAAGCCUAUCGCUGAAGGCACGUGCUGCCUCAGGAACUGGCCAGACGACGAGAUACUGGGACUGCUGCAAGCCGUCGUGUGCCUGGUCAGGAAAGGCUAGCGUCAGCGCACCGGUGACGACAUGCGACAAGAACGACAGCCCUUUAACGAAUCCCAACGCCGUGUCCGGAUGUGACGGCGGCACAGCCUUCACUUGUACGAACAACUCACCGUGGGCCGUCAAUGACCAGUUGGCCUACGGGUUUGCGGCGACGGCUAUCGCAGGCGGUACCGAGGAGGGCUGGUGCUGUGCUUGCUAUAAGCUCACAUUUACCUCGGGCGCCGCAGCAGGAAAGACAAUGAUCGUCCAAUCGACCAACACGGGCGGCGACCUUGGCUCGAACCACUUCGACAUCAUGAUGCCCGGCGGCGGCCUCGGCAUCUUCGACGGUUGCACCGCCGAGUUCGGCACAACCCUUCCGGGUGAGCGUUACGGAGGCACCACGAGCCAAUCCAUGUGUGACUCGAUGCCCACGAGCCUACAGGCCGGCUGCAAUUGGCGCUAUAACUGGUUCGGCGACAGCGACAACCCGGGUGUCGAGUUCGAGCAAGUUCAGUGCCCAGCCGCCAUCAUCGCUGUGUCGGGCUGCAAGCGCGAUGAUGACUCGACGUUCCCGGCUGUGGAGGAGGCUUCCGCGGGUACUUCGGCUGGCACGAGCACGGUCAGCAGUAUUGUCAGCACCAGGGCAAAUGAUGCUGCAACGAGCAUCCCCGUCACUAGCCCCACAAGUAGCUCGACCAGCACCACAGCCGCUGCUAGCACGCCCGUUGGAAUGAAGAAGUGCAAGAACAAGAAGAGAUCCGAACAUCUUGCCAUGCACCAGCACAAAUGA
Pseudomassariella vexata is the source of this 1009-nucleotide messenger RNA. RefSeq names its product RlpA-like double-psi beta-barrel-protein domain-containing protein-containing protein. Gene Ontology annotation, molecular function: cellulase activity. The record is from RefSeq and is a predicted model, not a curated record. Bases 101 to 1009 code for a protein of 302 amino acids. The transcript has 3 exons. Lineage: Eukaryota; Fungi; Ascomycota; Sordariomycetes; Amphisphaeriales; Pseudomassariaceae. Gene Ontology annotation, biological process: carbohydrate metabolic process.